Selaginella moellendorffii is the source of this 3325-nucleotide messenger RNA. RefSeq names its product probable trehalase. Bases 787 to 3159 code for a protein of 790 amino acids. Gene Ontology annotation, molecular function: alpha,alpha-trehalase activity; DNA binding; 3'-5' DNA helicase activity. The record is from RefSeq and is a predicted model, not a curated record. Gene Ontology annotation, biological process: trehalose catabolic process; recombinational repair. The transcript is spliced from 22 exons. Lineage: Eukaryota; Viridiplantae; Streptophyta; Lycopodiopsida; Selaginellales; Selaginellaceae. Gene Ontology annotation, cellular component: nucleus.
CGUCAAGCGAAACGCUGCAAACAACGCCGCCAAUUACAAGGCAUUUGAGGUUACGUACGACUUUCUCCCAGAACAUCACAACACUGACGCUUACCCGUCCAACUUUAUACCUCUUUGGUGCGGCGUUGUUCCACCAGGCGAUAGGAAAAUCCAAAAAAUGAUAGCGUCGUUCAAAGAAUCGGGACUGCUGCUACCAGCUGGGAUUACGACCUCGCUUUUACAAACAGGACAACAAUGGGAUUACCCAAAUGCUUGGGCUCCUCUUCAACACAUGAUCAUAGAAGGCUUUGCGCUCACUGAGAACGAAGAAGGGAUUGCUCUGGCCAAGGAUAUCUCUAGACGGUGGCUGGAGACGAACUAUGUAGGAUACCUGGAGACUGGAGAGAUGCAGGAGAAGUACGAUGCUCGAUACUGUGGUAAAGUUGGAUCGGGAGGAGAAUACUUGCCACAGGCUGGAUUUGGAUGGAGCAAUGGUGUGGUGCUGAGCCUGUUCGAGAGAUUUGGAUGGGCCGCUGAGAAGAAAUUGACUUGCGAGUGAGCCUUCUUUUUUUUUCACAGAGGAGAGAACGACACGAUAUUCUUUCUGAUACUUGACGACGAGACGAGACGAGCGAGGCGCCAGACGAUACGACGAUGAAGAAAAAAGACGUGACAAUGGGAAGAUUCAAGCCCAAAACCAUACAACAACAACAACAGCAGCAGAUCAGAGUGAAAGGGAAAAGAUUUGUGGAGAAAUAAAAAUCAUUUUUGUGGAAGAAAGACACCAAUUUCACAUUUGUGAGCUAAAUGCGAAUAAAACAAAGAUUUGGUUUCUAUAUUCGUUCUUUUAGUCUGGGCUUUAGGGUUUAUGUGAAUGCUUGGCGGAAAGCUGCGGGCUUCGCGAUGAUGCUCGCGCCGCAAUGCCGAUUUCUCCCGGUGUAUGGGACGCUGAUGCGCUGCCGUGGCCGGCUACGCGGUGGAUUCAGGAUUUCUUGCGUGUCGGCUCUCCAUUUCUCGAAUGCCGUGGGGCUUAACGACGAGCAGGAGGCGGCCGUGACAACCACAGAGAAAUGCGUGCGCGUUGUCGCGGGUCCGGGCUCCGGGAAGACGCUGGUUCUCACGCAUCGCAUUGUGCACGAGAUCAAUCACAACUCAAUCGAUCCGGAAAAUAUUUUGUGCAUUACAUUCACAAACAAAGCUGCGCAAGAAAUCCGACACCGGAUUGGGUCCUUGGUGGGGAUUGAUGCUGCGAGAAAAAUCACUAUAUCUACGUUCCAUAGCUUUUGUACGAAGCUUUUGAAGAAGCUUCUUCCAGACAUAAAGCCCGAGUCUGGAUUAAGCCAGGCCUUUGUUAUCUAUGACGAGGCUGACUGUGAGAAGAUUCUCAAAGAUAUAUAUGUGAAGGUAGCUGAGGGUCACUUGUCCGAAUGCAAGUCCGGUGCUUCCAAAUGGGGCCUUCUUACUCUUUUCGGUGGCUUGGAAAUUUCCAGCGACACAUCCACCGAUAAAAAACCGGUUCAUUUUCGCAUACCUUCGGAGGACUUGAAGCGAGGACUUUUUCUCAUGAGAUUAGCCAAAGGCUGGUACCUGGAGAGGUUUGUUGCGUUAAAUCGCUGCAAAGAUCUUCCGUCCCGCCCGAAGGUUCUAACCGACGAUGUCAGCAAGCUUUUGCAUAUGUUUGAGGAACAUCUAAGAGCGAACAAUGCGGCUGACUUUGACGAUUUGAUCUAUUUGACGAUUAUGGAGCUUCAUCGGACUCCGUCAGCUCGAAAGAGGUUCGAGAAGCGAUGGUCUUACGUGCUUGUCGACGAGUUCCAGGACACAGACAAGGCCCAGUAUGAGCUUAUCCGUUUACUCUGCUCUGAAAAUCAAAAUCUUUUCGUGGUCGGUGACAUCGAUCAGGCAAUAUAUGGUUGGCGAGGUGCUGAGUCACGAAAUAUGCAAUAUCUCCUGGGCAACGACUUCCCGCAGAUAGCUACUUUUCAGCUGCGGAAGAAUUAUCGAUCAUCUAAGGCUAUUCUCAGUGCUGCUUCGAAAAUAAUCGGAAACAGUAUGAUGAGUCGUCGCAUUGGACAAUUAGAAGCUCUGAAGCCUAUCUCCAUUAAGCCCUGGACGGCACCUGUAAAGGUCUGCUGGCUGAGUGACCCCACUGAAGAAAGUCGUUUUGUUGCCGAUGAAAUCAUUCGAACCAGGAAAGAUAGAUGGAGCGACUGUGCGGUGCUCUAUCGAACUCACAGACAGAGUUUUCUUCUAGAAUCAGCAUUAAUCAAGGCAAAUAUACCAUACAAGCUGCUAGGAGCAACUCCACUGUUUUCGCACAAGGUGAUAAAGGACCUUCUCAGCUACUUGAAACUUAUUCACAAUAGUAAUGAUGAACUCGCUCUGGGACGUAUUAUCAAUACGCCACCUCGGGGAAUUGGUGAGAAAACAAUUUUCCAUCUUAAACAAUGGGCUUCGGAACGAGAUCUACCACUUUUCAAAGCGUUACUGAAACUCAAAGAGGAUGAUCCUGGACACAAGCACUUGGGAAUAACAGCGAAGGCAAAAACGGCAGUUUUGAGCUUUUGUGAGCUUCUAGAGUCGCUGACGAAGCUCAGUGAAAAGGAGUCCUCUGCUGACUUGCUUCAGGCUGUAAUUGACAAGACGCAGUUUAUUAAAUACUUGGAAGAGCACACGGAAGAUCAGAGGAUCUUUGAGAAAAGAUGUCAACUCGUGGAACAGUUCAAGGAAAGCGCAGAUUCUGCCGAAGGCAAGCAUGGGAAGGGGCGUCGUGCCCUGGCCGGCUUCCUUGAAGACGUCAUGCUAAUAACCUCUGAUGACAAGGAAACGAACAAGGAACACGUUGGCUUGCUGACGCUCCAUGCCUCAAAGGGAAUGGAGUUUCCCUGUGUCUUCAUAGUCGGUGUCAAUGCGGGAAUCUUGCCACACGAAAACUCGGACCCCGAAGAAGAGCGACGGCUGUUCUACGUUGGAAUCACCCGUGCGAAAGAGCAGUUGUAUCUCACACACACUCAUUCUCCCGGGGAUCCCCACGAGAAAAGCUUUCCAGGCAGCUUGUGUAAGCGGCAAAGAAUGUCUGCGUUUUUGGACGAGAUUAUCUCCAGCGAGCCUGUGGAGUUGUAUCCCAAGUCAUGGACGGGGAAAUUCGCCCAAGGAAAAGCUCUGUCCAUGACAAGUUAGAAGUUGUUUUUUCAUGGACCAGGGACGACAUAGUUACUCGAAAGGUAGACCAUGAGAGUGUAAAAUUUUAUCAAAGCGUCAACUUUAGAAGAAGCCUGAUAUGGAAUGAGGUGUAACUCCGAAAGUCCUCGAAGAUUAAAGGAUUGGACACAAAAGCUUGGAAGAA